Molecule: messenger RNA, 1996 nt
Organism: Pristis pectinata (smalltooth sawfish)
Lineage: Eukaryota; Metazoa; Chordata; Chondrichthyes; Rhinopristiformes; Pristidae
Gene: tor4aa
Product: torsin family 4, member Aa
Exons: 4
Coding region: 293-1540 (415 amino acids)
Cellular component (GO): nuclear envelope; endoplasmic reticulum lumen
Molecular function (GO): ATP hydrolysis activity; ATP binding
Source: RefSeq, a predicted model, not a curated record
UCACAGCAGCGGCGAGAGCAGACCCUCUAUCGGAACUCCGGCCUCCUGUUGGAAAAAAGAGAUACCCAGGAGCACAGUUGAAAUCGAUUUGAAAGGUUUAUGCAUAGAAUAAUAGAUUGGAAUGAGUUAUAGUGGCUGCAUUGAGCUUCCAGUGUUGUGUUAACAGAGGCUUCAGGAGCUACGACCGGAGUGGUGGACAAGGGCCGCAAACCAACUUGUAAAAGCGAGGGUGCUUUACUGUGCUGGCAGUGUAGUGACCGAUUCCAGGGGCUCCGAAAUAACGAGACCUGCGAUGGAGCCGGUGCACAAGGUGGCGCCUGAGCCCAAGCAGAGGAUAUCCACAGUCACUUCGCCACUGAGAGCCGCCUAUCGCAUCCGCCACAAGUACCUUGUCAUGAAGAAGAGGCGGGUCAGCACGGAGCAGCGCGAGGCCGGGGACGGGGAGAGGCUGGGGGCCGUGGGGGACAGCUGGCUCCCCGCCAAGGGGCAGGAACCAUCGGGACGCAGCAUCAGGAACAGGGCCAAGGCAGCCGAGUACUUCACCUUUGAGAAGGUCCCGGUCAAGUCCUCGAGGAAACGCCGCUCACAUAAAAAGUGCAAGGUGCUGUACCCAAACGGCAGCAAGAAGUACUUGCCCGAGGAGAAGAAAAGCAAGGCAAAAUACUGCCUCUUCCUGCUGAGUAUUAUCGUUUUCUUCCAAAUAUAUAAUGCCAUCGAGAAUCUGGAUGACAAUGUGCUAAAGUACGACCUGACAGGACUGGAGAAAACACUUAAGAGGGAGGUCUUUGGGCAGGCGGUUGCUAUUGACAGUCUAAUGGAUCUGCUGAAGGACUACCUGGCCACCCACAUUCACAACAAACCGCUGGUCCUGUCCUUCAAUGGCCCGAUCGGGGUUGGGAAGAGCCUGGUGGGGAGACUGCUCGCCAAGCACUUCCGCUCGGUUCUGAGCGACGACCUGGUGUAUCAGUACUUCGUGCUGCAUCACUGCCCGUCGCAUGACAACAUCACCAGCUGCCAGCAGGAGCUGGCGCUCGGCAUCUCGGAGAUGGUGAACCGGGCUGAGGAGGAGGAGAAGAUCCCCCUGCUCAUCUUCGACGAGGUGGAGUUCAUGCAGCCGGCCCUGUUGGACUUCCUGCACAACUACUUCCAGCCCAACCAGACCAACGAGUUCCUCAAUGUGGUGUACAUCUUAAUCAGCAACUACGGCCAGGGCGAGAUAACCAAGUUCGUUCUCCACAACGCUUCAAGUGGUGUGACGAGACAGCCAGCCAAGUCUGAGGAGCUUCUAUUCAUUGUCCAGUCUUCACUGGUCCACAUUCACCCACUGUGGAAACAUGCCGACAUUGUCCCCUUCACCCUACUGGAGAGGGACCACAUUGUGGAGUGUUUUUUAGAAAAGAUGAUGACAGAAGGAUUGUACCCAGACACUGCCCACCUGGACAAGCUGUCCAGAGAGCUGAAUUACUAUUCCGUUGGGGAGCACCAGUACGCUGUUCAAGGCUGCAAGCACAUAGACUCCAAAGUAAACUUGUUACAUUGACGGCCAGUCUGAGGCUCAACAAUAACACACGGUCUGUCAGGGGUCAGUGAAAGACAUCUCGUGUCACUGGGUCAGGAUCACCAGGAGAGUCUCUGGGGUCAUUCAGUCUGCUCUCUCUGGUCGCCCCAGUGUGUACGUUUACCUGUAGGAAUGGUCAACAGCGCAGAUGGGUCGGAUGCUCACUCUCUGCACUAAUUCUGACUGGACUACUUUACAGACUUUGAUUAACUUUGUGGGAAGGGAGGGACAGUUUGUGAUGCUUCUGUCCACUGCUAAGUUUCUGUCAAGGAAAAUAUCUGUUGAUACUAAAAUGAAGUAACCAUUUCAAAAGCAAAGUGAGUGGAUGUGAAUAUUGUGCCUCAGGCCAGUGUCUGUACUGAAUCUGUGUUGAACUGUACAACAGUGGCCAGUCUGUCGGUGUAGGCACUGAGUCUGUGCUGAACUGGAUAUGGGUGG